Molecule: messenger RNA, 1713 nt
Organism: Penicillium salamii
Lineage: Eukaryota; Fungi; Ascomycota; Eurotiomycetes; Eurotiales; Aspergillaceae
Source: the annotation of a GenBank genome assembly
AUGGCGGUCAACGAUCUCCCCUCCAAGCCAACAGAGGUCUCUGAGAACCCGAUAUCUCUGGACUCUCACCCUGUGGAAGAUGACCCAGAUAAGCAGGAUGGAGUGCGAGUUGCGGAAGCAAUCACAGCUUCGUGGUCGCGAAGUUCCCUCAUUACAGUCUAUGCCUGUAUGUGGCUCUUGUAUUUUGUGAAUGCCCUUCAGUCGAGCUUGACUUCCAACUUGUCGGCGUAUAUCACGAGCGGUUUCUCAGAGCACUCGCUGCUGACGGUCAUCAGUGUUGUGACCAGUGUGAUGGGAGCAGCCUGCCUGAUGCCCAUUGCCAAAGUAUUGAAUAUCUGGGAUCGUACCGUCGGCAUGGCCAUCAUGGUUCUGAUUGCCAUCAUGGGACUAAUCAUGAUGGCUAGUUGCACAAACAUUGCAACAUACUGUGCUGCUCAAGCAUUUUAUACAGUCGGCCUUACUGGUGUCAUCUUCUGCGUUGACGUCCUUACUUCUGACACCUCCUCGUUGCGCAAUAGAGGUAUCGCCUUCGGCUUCACUUCAUCACCAUCCGUCAUCACUGCAUUCGCCGGAUCCCCCUUAUCCAACCAAUUUCACAAGACGAACUGGCGAUGGGCAUACGGAACCAUCUGUAUCAUUCUUCCGAUCAUCGCUCUUCCUUUGAUGGUCACCUGGGAACUGGCUAAGCGGAAGGCAGACAAAGAGGGUCGCCUGCAGUACAAGGCAAAAAACACUCGUACAGCAUGGGAGAGCUUCAAAUUCUAUUUCGUUGAGUUUGAUGUCAUCGGUAUCUUCCUCAUGGUCGGUGGUUUAAUCCUCUUCCUCGUCUCAUUCAACAUAGCCGGGAAUACAGAAAACCAAUGGCGGUCCGCAAAGAUUAUCUCAAUGAUGGUGGUCGGCUUUGUUGUCCUCAUUGCUUUUGGGGCCUACGAGCGAUGGUUCGCAAAGAAGCCAUUCGUCCCUGCCCACCUUCUCGUCAAUCGGACCGUCAUCGGCGCCUGUCUUCUCGAUGUCACAUACCAGGUGUCAUACUACUGCUGGGCAACAUACUUCACUUCAUUCCUGCAAGUCGUGUACGGAACCAGUCUUACACAAGCGGGCUACAUCAGCGCGAUUUUCGAUUUCAUGGACCCAAUCUGGCUGAUUGGAUGUGGCUACCUGAUUCGAGUGACCGGGCGCUUCAAAUGGUUACUGAUGUGUGCAGUCCCACUGUACAUCCUCGCCUCUGGAUUGAUGAUCUAUUUCCGCUCCCCCGGCCACAGCGUCGGAUAUAUGUGCAUGUGUCAGAUCUUCCUGGCUGUCGGAGGAGGCACACUGAUCCUGAUUGAACAGGUUUCUGUUCUGGCCGCUUCGAAGCAUGAAGACUAUGCGGCUAUGUUGGCGUUGCUAAGCACUUUUGGAAAUAUUGGCGGUGCUGUGGGUAAUAGUGUGUCCGGUGCUAUCUGGACUAACAUUCUCCCUAACAAACUGCGGGAAUAUUUACCUUCAGAGACCAGGGACUCGUGGUCGGAGAUUUACGAGUCUCUUGAUCUUCAGCUCAGUUACCCUUUGGGAUCUACUACUCGGAUUGCUAUCCAGGAUGCGUAUGCUUACACUCAGCGUAUCAUGCUGAUUGCCGCUACUGGUAUUAUGUGCCUGUCCAUCGCGUGGGUACUGAUGAUGAGAAACAUCAAGGUUUCUAAAGAGCAGACUGCCUCGCAGGGCUUGCUUUGA